Molecule: messenger RNA, 1361 nt
Organism: Synchiropus splendidus (mandarinfish)
Lineage: Eukaryota; Metazoa; Chordata; Actinopteri; Syngnathiformes; Callionymidae
Gene: chrac1
Product: chromatin accessibility complex subunit 1
Exons: 3
Coding region: 61-423 (120 amino acids)
Cellular component (GO): nucleus; CHRAC
Molecular function (GO): protein heterodimerization activity
Source: RefSeq, a predicted model, not a curated record
CACACCUCAAAACAAUACUUGAAUAUCCGCUUGUUUCUUUGCCGCUGCAGUCUUGUCAGCAUGUCGCAAAAUAGCCCAAAGAAUGAAGACCACACGCCGAACGCCAAGAAAAUAAUCUCCUUACCGACGUCGAGGGUGAGGCUGAUCAUGAAAAGCUCCCCUGAUGUGUCCAGCAUCAACCAGGACGCUCUUUUCCUCACCACCAAGGCGACGGAGCUGUUUGUCCAACACUUGGCUCUGUCCUCCUUCAACAAUGGCUCUGGAAAAGACACCAACAGUUUGUCGUACAGUGACCUGGCUAACGCUGCUGAGGAGACCGAGACCUUCAAUUUUCUUGCAGAUAUACUUCCGAAGAAGAUCCUGGCGAGGGAUUACCUCCAGUCCUUAGAGCAGAUGCAAGAUGAAGAGGAAGCAGAUAUUUAAUAGCAGAACUGUGAAUGUGUCUAAGAUGUGGACCAAGUGUCUGUCCCGCUGAUUCCAGAGGAAGGAGGAAUGUAAAUGACCACAAUGAACACAGCUGGUUGAAGUGAUCAUGUGACUGAGCAUCAUCACAGUAAGAGAAAGUUACACUAGAGAGAUGCACUUAGAGGAUAGCAGUAAAUAUAGGUUGUCACGUCCAAAAAUGACAUUGAUGACUGCGGCGAUGGACUGUAACAGAAGUGGAUAAGUCUUUAACAGCAACUGAAGAAACAAAAUUUCACCCAUGUAAUGAUGAUGGUCAAUAUUUAUAAUGUUUGGUCCAAUAUGUUUUCAUACUUGAUGGUCAGAAUUAAAAUAGUGACAGGUGCAUUUAGCAUUUGCAGUUUUGCUUGCUAAAAGAGGACCUCUGAAAGUCAUUCAUAUGAAAUGAAAAAAAUGAAAUAAAAUUACAGUAUUUUGUAUAUAAAGAAUGUCACUGUUGUAUUUGUAUUGAACUUAAUUGUAUUCUUUAAUGUUAUGUUUUUUUGCAGGUAUUUUUAUGGUAAUUUUAAAUAUUAAUAUUGAUUUUCUUUAUAAUGUAAUUUUCUUUCUUGUUUUCUUGUCGUUAUACUCACUUUUCUUACAUUAACUCACAGUUUUUGAUUAAAAUCUUCCAAAUUGUUCAUGUAGCAAGCUAAACAAGAAAAAAAACUUCCACUGUAAUACAUGUUUUGAAGAAAUUAGGGAUUCUAAAUGUAAUUCUUAUCAAGUCUGUUUAAAUCCGAUACAUUUGCAGGAUUAACAUUUUGCCUUUAAGCCCUUAAGUAUACAUCUUGCAAGGAACAAGUGAGACGUGUAAAGAUUCUACACCUGAUGUCUUUACCAGAGCUUGUAAAACCAACCAUGAAGUCCACACAUGGGCUUGGUAAUAAAACUGUCACUGUGAUUUCUGUAUCAACAUU